This is a messenger RNA of Camelus dromedarius (Arabian camel), 3721 nucleotides long. It is a transcript of the gene LPO, whose product is annotated as lactoperoxidase. Gene Ontology annotation, molecular function: thiocyanate peroxidase activity; heme binding. Gene Ontology annotation, biological process: defense response to bacterium; response to oxidative stress. The record is from RefSeq and is marked validated. Lineage: Eukaryota; Metazoa; Chordata; Mammalia; Artiodactyla; Camelidae.
CAUAGUAAGAUACCACUACACACCUAUUAUACCUAUUAGAAUGCUAAAAUUUAAUAGGUAGACAAUACCAAAUGCUGGUGAAGAUGUGAAGCAACUCGGACUCAUGAAAUUGCUGGUCAGAAUACAAAAUAGUACAGCUGCUUUGGAAAAAUGGACAUUUCUUAUAAAGUGAAACAUUUACCUACCAUAAGAUCCAGCACUCCCACUCUUAAUUAUUUACUCAAGAGCAGUAACAACACAUGUCCAUACAAAGACCCAGACGUAAAUAUGCAUAGCAAUUUCUUCAUACUAGUAAAGACGGGAAGGAGUGCAAAUGUCUGCCAACAUGUAAAUAGUUAAACAAAUUGUAUGAUAUCUACAAUUGUAUAAUAUCUAUACAAUGGGAUACUACUCCACAAUAAAAACGAGGUAAAUACUGAUACCGAAAACCACUUGGAUGAAUCUCAAAAAUCAUUAUGCUAAGCGGAAGAAAGCAGCUGGACACAGAAGACUACAUACCAUGUGGUUUCUUUUAUAUGAUGUUCUAGAAAAAAAGGAAAACUAUAAAGAUGGAACACAGAUCAGUGGUUGCCUGGGGUUGGAUCUGGGAAUAGGGUUUGACUAUAAAGGGGCAGAAUAAGAGAAUUUACGGGGUAAGGGAGCUAUUCUGUAUGGAACUAUGGUGGUGAUACACAACUCGUUGCAUUUAUUAAAAAUCUACAGAACUGUGGAUCACAAUGAGUGGAUGUCACUGUAUGUAAAAUUUAAACUAUUAACCAAGUUAUGAGAAGGACUCAAAUUGGAAUGCAGGCUAUGACAACGGAAUCCAACUGUAACUGUGUUACAAAAUACUUACAUAACCACACUGAAGGGAGUGAGAAAGAAAGGAGCCAACCAAAAUAACUCUGGAAAGCAGUGUUUUAAUGGAAACUGAAGGCUAAAGACAAAAAACUGUCCACAAACGCCCUACUCAAGUUGGCAAAUUUCUUUCUCAAAGGGGUAUGAGUUACAAUUCUGAAACUACUUUCUGUGUAUACUAGGGUUGAACAAAUAAUAAACUACUAGACAUAACAAGAGCCAUGUUUCUGACUGUCUGAGAAAGAAAUUACAAGCAAGGAAAGGAGGUAAAGUGAUGUGGGUCCUUCUCCAUCUCCCAGUCCUUUUGGCUUCCCUGACCUUGUUCCAGGCUGCAGCAUCUGACACCAAUGCGCAGACCACUGCUGCCGCCAUGUCUGAAGCCGUGCGUCAGGUCAAGGUGCACGUCAACAAGGCUUUCCUGGAUUCCCGGACCAGGCUGAAGGCUGCCAUGAGCUCUGAGGUGCCCACCACUCGACAGCUCUCAGAGUACCUCAAGCAUGCCAAGGGCCGGACGCGCACAGCCAUCCGCAACGGGCAGGUGUGGGAGGAGUCCUUAAAGAGACUGUGGCAGAAAGUGACCCAGACCAACAUCACAGACCCCAGCCUGGACUUGACUGCACUCUCUUGGGAGGUGGGCUGUGACGUCCCAGUUUCCGUGGUGAAAUGUGACAAGAACAGCCCUUACCGCACCAUCACAGGAGACUGUAAUAACGGGAGGCACCCCGCCCUGGGAGCCGCCAACCAGGCGUUGGCGCGCUGGCUGCCGGCGGAGUACGAGGACGGGCUCUCCCUGCCCUUUGGGUGGACGCGGGGGAAGAGGCGGAAUGGCUUCCCUCUCCCGCUGGCCCGUGAGGUAUCCAACAAGAUUGUUGGCUACCUGAAUGAAGAGGGUGUUCUGGACCAAAACAGGUCCCUGCUCUUCAUGCAGUGGGGUCAGAUUGUGGACCACGACCUGGACUUUUCCCCGGACACGGAGCUGGGGAGCAGCGAGUACUCCAAAGCGCAGUGUGAUGAGCACUGUAUCCAGGGAGACAACUGCUUCCCCAUCAUGUUCCCGCGCAACGACCGCAAGGUGAUGACUCAAGGGAAAUGCAUGCCUUUCUUCCGAGCUGGGUUUGUCUGCCCCAAUCCACCUUACCAGUCUUUGGCCCGAGAGCAGAUCAACGCCCUGACCUCCUUCCUGGACGCCAGCUUAGUGUACGGCUCUGAGCCCAGCCUGGCCAGCAGUCUCCGUGACCUCAGUAGUCCGCUGGGCCUCAUGGCCGUCAACCAGGAGUUCUGGGACCACGGGCUGGCCUACCCACCCUUUGUCAACAAGAAGCCGAGCCCCUGUGAGGUCAUCAACACCACUGCCCAAGUGCCUUGCUUCCUGGCGGGAGAUUCCCGAGCCUCAGAGCAGAUCCUGCUGGCCACUUCCCACACCCUGCUUCUCCGAGAGCACAACCGUCUGGCCAGAGAACUAAAGAAACUCAACCCUCACUGGGAUGGAGAGAAGCUCUACCAGGAAGCCCGGAAAAUCCUGGGAGCCUUCAUGCAGAUUAUCACCUUUAGGGACUACCUACCCAUUGUGCUAGGUGAUGAGAUGCAGAAGUGGAUCCCUCCAUACCGAGGCUAUAACAAAUCUGUGGAUCCCCGAAUCUCCAAUGUCUUCACCUUUGCCUUCCGCUUUGGCCACUUGGAGGUCCCCUCCACUAUGUCCCGCCUGGAUGAGAAUUAUCAGCCAUGGGGUCCAGAACCAGAGCUCCCGCUGCACACCCUCUUCUUCAACACCUGGAGGAUAGUCAAAGAUGGUGGAAUUGACCCUCUGGUACGGGGCCUGCUGGCCAAGAAGUCCAAGUUCAUGAGUCAGAAGAGAAUGAUGACGGGCGACCUGCGCAACAAGCUCUUCCAGCCCCCUUACACGAUCCACGGCUUUGACCUAGCCGCCAUCAACAUACAGCGGUGCCGGGACCAUGGGAUGCCCGGGUACAACUCCUGGAGAGGCUUCUGUGACCUCUCACAGCCCCAGACGUUGAAGGAGCUGCACGCAGUGCUGAAGAACAAGAAGCUGGCUAAGAAGCUACUGGAUCUGUACAGGACCCCCGACAACAUCGACAUCUGGCUAGGGGGCAUCGCUGAGCCCCAGGUUAAAAGGGGCCGGGUGGGGCCUCUCCUGGCCUGCCUACUAGGGAGGCAGUUUCGGCAGAUCCGAGAUGGAGACAGGUUCUGGUGGGAGAACCCUGGGGUCUUCACUAAGAAGCAGCAGAAGUCUCUACAGAAAAUGUCCUUCUCACGCCUUGUCUGUGACAACACCCACAUCACCAAGGUCCCGCUGCACCCCUUCCAGGCCAACAGCUACCCUCACGGCUUUGUGGAUUGCUCAGCCAUUGAUAAGUUAGACCUCUCACCCUGGGCCUCAGUGGAGAAUUAGGGGCGUGGACUCCACACUGUGCAGUAAAGCACCCUUUGGUCCGCGAUGCCAUUUCAAGCAAGUUCAAUGACCUGGUCCCUUAGAGCACCACACCCUAGUCCCAGCCCUUCUUUCCAGCAGGAUCUCUCUACACGCCCCAGCCUCGCUCCAGCCCAAGGCCAGCCUCUCUGGCCUCUCCAGCGCUUCCUCUUGAAUCCCACUGCUCCCACCCGCAUUCCCCCAUCCUCUCUGCCUGUGGAAAUCCUCCUUUCUGUCAAGACUUGGACCACUUGAGAUGCCUUCCAGGUAUCUCCCAUCCUCUCUCCUAAACAAGUCUUGGCUGAGGCUGUGGUCUUUGCACAUGUAUCUUUCCUCCUGUCCCCUUGAAUUAGAUUGUAAACGCCUUGAUCCAGGGACCACAGCCUGCUUCUAAGUGUGUCCGGUAGCCCCCAGCAUGGUGCUUGGCACCCAGUAAUUGCUCAAUAAACUUUGCUG